Messenger RNA from Durio zibethinus, 1165 nucleotides. NCBI's taxonomy places the organism in Eukaryota, Viridiplantae, Streptophyta, Magnoliopsida, Malvales, Malvaceae. The record is from RefSeq and is a predicted model, not a curated record.
UUUUGUCUACUGACUAGGGGCUUUCUAUAAUUUUUGGCCGUAAUAGAUUUGGCAAUUCCAUGUUUGAAGACACCUGAGGGGUUCAUGUCUUUCAACCUAUUCUGUUAACUUUGGUUUAUGUUGAGGACUGAGUAUUUCAAGAAUCGAACUCAAGAUCUAUUGUUAUUGUUUGUAAUGAGCACUAAAAUUUUUAAGUUCGAUUUUCUUAAAGGUGUUUUUCCUUUGGGGAUGUUUCUUCAAAAAAGGGAUCCAUCGGCAUACUUGAAAUAUAUAUGUGAAAUAUAUAUUUACCCUACACGAUUGUUGUCAAAAGGAAUACUGCAUGUUUGACAAGAGUGAAAGCCCUGGUAUUGGUUGCGAGAUAUUGGUGGAUAUGAUGAAAUAUAUUUCUCCUUCUCAUGUGGUUAAGAUAAACAUAUCUGCGGCGAGUAAGAAUCUGCCAGGUGGGACAUUCUGGUUGGAUGGUGAUUGUGACGGGAUGGUUAAUAUCAUAGAGAUCAACUCAGCUUGCCAGAACUCCUUUAAUAGAUCAUUGCUAGUACAGAAGGAUGCUCGCCUUCUGCGGGAUUUACGGAUUAUGGCUUAUUUCAGGCAGUGCUUUCCUAGUGACAAGCCUAUUACUACAAUCAAAGAGCUUGCAUAUGCACUGGCUUCUCAUUCUCCUUAUGAAGUUCCAAUAUCAAGUAUCAAAAUUAGGCAUCUUCACUGCCAGGUCCCAAGCACUGAAAUGUACUACAGUUCGAAUGCAACUAAUGUUGGCUUGGCAGUUAGUUCAGAGGAGUCUGAAAAUUUACCCUGGUGUGUUGGUCUAGUUCUUCAAAUUUCCAUUCAUUUUGUUGGAAAAAAUAAAAUCAUUGUUGCUGCAAAGAAAUCUCCUCAAGAACCAGGAAUUAGCUUUCUGGAGAAGGUCAAUCUCUUCCUGCAGGGGUUUAUUCAAAUUCCUACUUGCCAAACUGUAUUUGCUAUGUCUUCUCAUGGGAACCCCACUUUUCCCCCCUUUUGGGGGAUGGGGAGGAAUAAUGGGGAUGGGAGUGUGGGAGAGAGAGACAUACACUUGAUUGGUACUAAAAGGGGAAUAAAAUUAUUCAAACUCCAAACUUCUAUGGGAAGCAGUCCUGCUGAAUUGGGUUGUGUCUUGCUAGUGCGCAGUCCUUAUCACUGCUAA